AUGACCAACCCCGAAAACACCCCGUGCCAGAACUUCCAUAGGUUCUUCGACUGCUGGCUGGACGAGCUAGAUUCCAACCUUCAACAGCUCGCAUCGGCCGCAAACCACCACGAGUACAAUGGCGAUGAAGAAGAUGAAGAUUUACACAUGCUGAUUAAUAAUUCUAUAGGGCAGUACGAGAAGUACUACAAGGUGAAAUCAGAAGCAGCAAAAGAAGACGUGAUUUCGAUGUUUUCGCCCAAGUGGCUAUCUUCCCUGGAGGAUGCCUUUUUGUGGAUUGCCGGGUGGCGGCCAACUACAGCCAUCCACCUGUUGUACUCCAAGUCUGGUAUUCAGUUUGAGGCCUCGCCAGCUGACUUGUCUAUUUUCAAGGCUGGCGAUUUAGGACAUUUGAGUUCAAAUCAGAUCAGUCGAGUCGACAAAUUACAGCAAAAAACCAUUCGUGCAGAGAAAAACAUAUGUGAUAGAAUGGCGACGUUGCAGGAAUCAGCAGCUGACACAUCCAUGGUGGAUCUAUCCAACGUGAUUUCGGAGAUGAUGAGGAAGGAGAACGACGAUGGAGGGGACGACAAUGAUCGGAGAGUGGAACGGGCUCUAGAGCCGAAGAAGGAUGAGUGGGAAAAAGUGCUGAACAUGGCGGAUAGUCUGAGAAUGGAGACGCUAAAGUCUGUGAUCGAAAUUCUGACACCGAUUCAGGCGGUUUACUUCUUAAUCGCAGCGGCGGAGCUGCACCUCCGGUUACACGAUUGGGGAUUGAAGAAGGACGCUGAGUAUAUUAAUUAAUAGAACACCAUGUAUUACA
This is a messenger RNA of Helianthus annuus (common sunflower), 802 nucleotides long. RefSeq names its product protein DOG1-like 3. The transcript has 2 exons. Gene Ontology annotation, biological process: DNA-templated transcription. Lineage: Eukaryota; Viridiplantae; Streptophyta; Magnoliopsida; Asterales; Asteraceae. The record is from RefSeq and is a predicted model, not a curated record. Gene Ontology annotation, molecular function: sequence-specific DNA binding. The coding region runs from base 1 to 783 and encodes 260 amino acids.